Messenger RNA from Vicia faba (fava bean), 315 nucleotides. The record is from the annotation of a GenBank genome assembly. NCBI's taxonomy places the organism in Eukaryota, Viridiplantae, Streptophyta, Magnoliopsida, Fabales, Fabaceae.
AUGUGGGUGAAAAAAGGAGUAAUUACCAUCAUUGAUCUUAGAAAUGAUUACUAUCUGGUAGCCUUUUCCCAUGAAUAUGAUCAGUAUUUAGUACUCAUGGAUGGACAGUGGUUCAUCUAUGAUCAUUAUCUGACGGUUAAAGAAGGGAGUCCAAGUUUUCAACUGACAAGUGAAACUAUUAAGGAGGUGGCAAUUUGGGUGAGAGCCUCCGGUUUGCCAAUUGAAUAUUAUGACAGAGAUGCCCUACAUUUCGUAGGGUAUAUAAUUGGUAAGACAGUUAAGGCCUCCUUUGUUUGGGGCAUAUGGACUUCAUAA